UAGACAGAACGCCAUCUUUUUUUCCCCACAAACAUUUUUUCUUGUCCUGUUUUUGGGUGUGUUUGCUGCGCAUAAAACCGAAGGAAACCCAAAUAAAAGGCCCCAAAAGAGGAGGAAAAUCCACCGAGACAGCUGAGACAGCUAGCUAGGCUGCAUAGAUACACACACUUAACCCGACAUAAUGCCACGCUACCGGGAAUGGGACUUGGCCUGCAAGGUGUACGUGGGCAACCUGGGCUCCUCGGCCUCCAAGUACGAGAUUGAGAACGCCUUCAGCAAAUACGGACCCUUGCGCAACGUCUGGGUGGCCCGCAAUCCGCCCGGCUUCGCCUUCGUCGAGUUCGAGGAUCGCCGCGAUGCGGAGGACGCGACCCGCGGCCUCGACGGCACCCGCUGCUGCGGCACCCGCAUCCGCGUCGAGAUGUCCUCCGGCCGUUCGCGCGAGGGGCGUGGCGGGGGCGGCGGCGGCGGUGGUGGUGGCGGCUCCGGGGGCGGUGGCCGCGGCGGAGGCAGCGGAGCCCGCGCUGGAGGCGGCACAAGAGCUGGCGACGGCGGCGGUCGCUAUAGGAUAAAGUCUUCUUCUUCUACUACAACAAGCACAACAAGAACUACUACUACAACAACAACAUCAAUAAUAAUAAUAAUAAUUAAAAGAACAACAAAAAAAAAGAAAAAGAAAAGAAAAACAACAGCUACUACUACUAGAACUUCUACUACUCCUCUUCCUUCAACAACAACAACAACAACAAAAAGAACAACAACAGCUACUACAAGAACAACAACAACUAGUACAACAGCAGAUCCUGCUCCUCCUAUUACACACAUUUCACCACCAACAACAACAGCCACCACCACCACACCACCAUGCAAUAAUAACAAUUUGUUGUGCGGCCCUAGUCAGAGUCAGAAAUUCAACAAAUUCGAUAUAUUCCGCUGACCACAGAACCGAGAACCGAACGACCGCAACACUACACCAACCACCCCUCCACCACCUCGUUCAGCUCGACCCAGGCCGAAAGAACAGACUAAGAGAAUCAUCAGCAACGUCUCCGGCUCCGCAGCUAUAAGAAUAAUGCACCCAAAAGCAGUCAAAGAACACCCACAGCCACCUAACUACAUUUCACUGCAGGGCAAACGAUCAUUGUUUCCAUUGCACUUGUUAAAUAGCUUAAUAACAAAGGAAUCCUUCGCUUUUGCUCCCUAAAUAAUAUGAAAUUCCAUUCCUAUACCAAAUUCCGCAUUCUCUAAAACGGUUUGUGGUUGUUGUUGUUCUUCCUUUUUGUAAAAUCAAAUGAAAAGUGAUCGUUUGCCCCAUUAGUGCAAAGAAUUUCACAUCAUUUCUGGUCCGUUAGUUUGACGACACCAUCUUCAGGCUACACACACACACACACAACACACUCUGCCAUUAACAACCACACUAAUCACCAAGAACCACAGCGAACCGGGCAGCGGCGGCAACAGAGCAACUCCAUCAAGAAUCUAACUCCAAUAUGCAGCCUAUGCAUACAUAUAUAUAUCUAUAUAAACACACUCACCAGUCCAGCAACGCUUCAAUAAGUCAACUUCCUACGCCUCCGAGUUGUGCGGUUGUCUUCAGCCUGCUUCCUUCGUCCCCAACAAACCAACCACCAACCAACCAACCAACCACCCACCACCUCAUCAUCCGUCAUCUUUAGUGCAGCUACAGCAGCAUCAGCAACAAGCUACAGCUACAAAGACCAACUGCAACAACAACAGCUUCUACUACUACUACUUCUACUACAACAACAUCCAGGCAGCCAGUCAGCAAAAGUAUCUCUUUCGCAGAUCUUUCGCUGGCUCCACCACUCAGUAGUUGCACCUUUCCCUUGCAAUCAAACAAGAUUGAGGCUGCUUCACGCUAAUUCCUUCAAUCGCAGCAAGUAUGAAACCUUUGGCAGCCACCAACAACACUCUCCCCUUCGAAUCGAUCCGAAACGAAAAACGUAACGUGUCUAACGAAAUCCGUUUGUUAUAUUUCUAUUUAUGGUUUCUGCUAAUGUUUUUUAUCUUUCGUUCUUGUAUCCCAAUAACCAUCUACUGAGAUAAUGUUGUUCGCGCUAACUGUGUUCUCUACUGCUCCCUGUGUAUAAAUAUUGUGUUAAUGUGCCUAUGCAUUGAUCCGAUCAACUCGAACUCAAAGUCAGACCACCAGACCGAUCAGUUCACCAACCAAAAAAUAAACGACCCCACCACAACAGUCGACCAAGCACCAGGCAGCAUCAGCAGGGCAGGGUCUACUUCUUCUUCAAGCCUCUCGCCUCUCCACAUCGCGGAUGGUAGGAGCAGCAGCACCGCCACCACAACCACCACCACCACCACCAAAAAAAAACCACAACCACCACCUGAUCCUCCUUUGCUGCUAACUGAUGCUUCCCCACCAACUGCUUCUUCAUACGACCUACGUUCUUCGGCUGCUGCAACAGAAUAGAAUGAUUCACCAAUCUAUAUAUUUAUCCACCAACAACACACACAAAAAAAAUUAUUAAGAAACACAACACAGCCACCCUAGUCACAGUCAAUCAGCUCAGAAUCGUAUCGUAUC
Messenger RNA from Drosophila takahashii, 2563 nucleotides. RefSeq names its product Rbp1-like (gene Rbp1-like). Gene Ontology annotation, cellular component: nuclear speck. The record is from RefSeq and is a predicted model, not a curated record. Gene Ontology annotation, biological process: mRNA splicing, via spliceosome. Gene Ontology annotation, molecular function: RNA binding. NCBI's taxonomy places the organism in Eukaryota, Metazoa, Arthropoda, Insecta, Diptera, Drosophilidae.